Juglans microcarpa x Juglans regia is the source of this 576-nucleotide messenger RNA. RefSeq lists its product as uncharacterized. The record is from RefSeq and is a predicted model, not a curated record. The transcript has a single exon. NCBI's taxonomy places the organism in Eukaryota, Viridiplantae, Streptophyta, Magnoliopsida, Fagales, Juglandaceae. Bases 1 to 576 code for a protein of 191 amino acids.
AUGGCUGCUGGCAAAACUUCUCGCAGAGGUCUCAAAAUAUGCUGUGCUGUAACGGCGAUUUUCUUAGUUCUCAUUGCCGCUGUUCUCGUAGCCUUGUCUUUUACCAUGUUGAAGCCUAGAGACCCCAGAAUCAGCCUCCACCUCGAAGGCCUCCAAAACAUUGAUUUGUUAAUGCUGAUGAAUACAACAGCGAAUGUCACUUUGGGCACUGUUUUUACCGUCGAGAAUCGAAACUAUGCAAGCUUCAGGUAUAAAAACUCUACCGCGUACGUUGAUUUUCACGGCGACCUGGUCGGGGAGGCUCUGAUAGGGGAACGAAAUGUUCCGGCACGCGGCAAGCUUAACGUGACAACUUCCGUGACUCUCAUGACUGGUAAUUUGGUGAUGAAUCCACAUUUUUUUGCUGAUUUGGGAAGUGGGAGCCUGAACUUGACAUCGACGGCAACUUUGGUGGGGAAAACGAGUCUGCUCAAGAUCUUCAAGAAGCAUGCUACAGUUUAUAACAGGUGUAACAUAUCUGUUUUUGUUUUUACUAGGAGUGUUGAAUCCAUAUGCGAGACCAAACUCAAGAUGUAG